Molecule: messenger RNA, 594 nt
Organism: Rhodofomes roseus
Lineage: Eukaryota; Fungi; Basidiomycota; Agaricomycetes; Polyporales; Fomitopsidaceae
Product: retrieval of early ER protein Rer1
Exons: 6
Coding region: 1-594 (197 amino acids)
Biological process (GO): protein retention in ER lumen; retrograde vesicle-mediated transport, Golgi to endoplasmic reticulum
Cellular component (GO): Golgi membrane
Source: RefSeq, a predicted model, not a curated record
AUGAUGAACUCGCAUGAACCAAGCACCCCAGGGCCGGGCGUCGCGAACGUCUCGAUGAAGCUGAACGACGCACAGCGGCAGUACCAGCAGCUCCUCGACCGCAUCACGCCGUUCGUCCUCUACAGGUGGCUCGGGGCCGCAGGCCUGCUCGCGCUAUUCAUACUGCGAAUCGUGCUCUCACAGGGGUGGUAUAUCGUAUGCUAUGCACACGCAAUAUACAUCCUCAACCUCCUUCUCGCCUUCCUCCAGCCAAAAUUCGACCCCUCGCUGCAGGAAGACCUGCUCGCGGACGAGAUCGAGGGCGGCGGCGAGGACAUGGGCGAGUCGCUGCCCUCGCAGCGCGACGACGAGUUCCGGCCGUUCGUGCGGCGGCUGCCAGAGUGGCAGUUCUGGCUGUCCGCGACACGAGCGACGCUGAUCGCGCUGUUCUGCACGUUUUCCGAGGCGUUCGACGUGCCGGUUUACUGGCCGAUCCUCGUCGUGUAUUUCUUCGUUCUCUUCGCGCUCACCAUGCGCAGGCAAAUACAACAUAUGAUCAAAUACAAGUACAUCCCCUUCGACAUUGGUCGGAAAGUACGCUAUGGCAGCCACUAG